AUGGAGCCCCAAAAUACCUCCACUGUGACUAACUUCCAGCUGUUAGGAUUCCAGAACCUUCUUGAAUGGCAGACCCUGCUCUUUGUCAUUUUCCUGCUCAUCUACUGCCUGACCAUUACAGGGAAUGUCGUCAUCAUCACCAUGGUGAGCCAGGACCAGCGACUACACUCCCCUAUGUACAUGUUCCUCCAGCAUCUCUCCUUUCUGGAGGUCUGGUACACGUCCACCACUGUGCCCCUUCUCCUAGCCAACCUGCUGUCCUGGGGCCAAGCCAUCUCCUUCUCUGCCUGCAUGGCACAGCUCUGCUUCUUCGUGUUCCUCGGCACUACCGAGUGCUUUCUCCUGGCCGUGAUGGCCUAUGACCGUUACCUGGCCAUCUGCAGCCCGCUCCGCUACCCCUUCCUCAUGCAUCGUGGGCUCUGCACCAGGUUGAUGGUGGUCUCCUGGUGCACAGGGGUCGGCACAGGCUCUCUGCCUUCCCUGAUGAUUUCCAGGUUGGACUUCUGUGGGCCCAAUCAGAUUAACCAUUUCUUCUGCGACCUCCCCACUCAUGCAGCUCUCUCCAGAGUUUAUAUCACCGAGGUGACCAUCUUCAUCCUGUCAGUUGCCGUGCUGUGCAUUUGUUUUUUUCUGACACUGGGGCCCUAUGUUUUCAUUGUGUCCUCCAUAUUGAGAAUCCCUUCCACCUCUGGCCGGAGAAAGACCUUUUCCAUAUGUGGCUCCCACCUGGCUGUUGUCACUCUCUACUACGGGACCAUGAUCUCUAUGUAUGUGUGCCCCAGUCCCCACCUGUUGCCUGAAAUCAACAAGAUCAUUUCUGUCUUCUACACUGUGGUCGCACCACUGCUGAACCCAGUUAUCUACAGCUUGAGGAACAAAGACUUCAAAGAAGCUGUUAGAAAGGUCAUGAGAAGGAAAUGUGAUCUAUGGAGUAUGAGUAAAAGGAAGUUCCUUUAUUAG
This is a messenger RNA of Gorilla gorilla gorilla (western lowland gorilla), 960 nucleotides long. RefSeq names its product olfactory receptor family 11 subfamily L member 1 (gene OR11L1). The record is from RefSeq and is a predicted model, not a curated record. Lineage: Eukaryota; Metazoa; Chordata; Mammalia; Primates; Hominidae. Gene Ontology annotation, biological process: G protein-coupled receptor signaling pathway. Gene Ontology annotation, molecular function: olfactory receptor activity; G protein-coupled receptor activity. Gene Ontology annotation, cellular component: membrane.